Messenger RNA from Serpula lacrymans var. lacrymans S7.9, 1769 nucleotides. RefSeq lists its product as uncharacterized. Lineage: Eukaryota; Fungi; Basidiomycota; Agaricomycetes; Boletales; Serpulaceae. The record is from RefSeq and is a predicted model, not a curated record. Bases 54 to 1253 code for a protein of 399 amino acids. The transcript has 9 exons.
GUUCACAUUUUAUAUCUUUCAUUUCCCCCCAUCCCCCCACCUCACUCUCCAUCAUGUCCGAGCCUGCAAAAUCCGAUGUCCCAAAACCUGUUGAGAAACCCCGUCUGACAACCGAGGCAGAUGUAACCAAAUAUAAGACUGCCGGAGAUAUCGUUAACGAUGUGAUGAAGAAGCUGAUCGAUCUCUGUGUCGAGGGUGCAAAGAUCAUCGAUAUCUGUAUCGAAGGCGACAAGCUCAUCGAAGAGGGCACAGGAGCCGUGUACAACAAAGCUGUCAAAGGCGUAAAAGUUAGCAAGGGUCUUGCCUUCCCUACCUGUGUGUCUGUAAACAACGCUGUUGCACACUACUCUCCCCUUGCCUCCGAUCCCUUAUCUUCUCAAACCCUCGCCAAAGACGAUGUCGUCAAACUCCACAUCGGCGCACACAUCGAUGGUUUCGCUGCCAUCAGCGCAGAGACCCUCGUUAUUGGUGCAACAGAAGAAAACCCUGUGACGGGUCGACGUGCAGAUGUCUUAAAGGCGGCAUACAACGCAGCUGAGAUUGCGAUGAGACUGGUCAAAGUCGGAAACAAGAAUUAUGCAGUUACCGACACUGUAGCAAAGGUGGCCGCUGCCUGGGACUGCAAACCAGUCGAAGGCAUGCUGUCUUGCCAACAAACCCAGAAUGUCAUUGAUGGAAAGAAGCGUAUUAUCUUGAACCCCAACGAAACUCAGAGGCGGGAUUGCGAAACCGUUACGUUCGCAGAAGAUGAAGUGUAUGGCAUCGACAUCUUGAUUUCCUCAGGCGAGGACGGCAAGGCCCGAGUUGAGGACUCGCGAACCACCAUUUAUCAGAAAGAAGGCUCCGUCACAUAUCAGCUCAAGAUGAAAAACUCGCGUGCAGUGUUUUCUGAGGUACAAAAGAAAGCUGGCGCAUUCCCAUUCAAUGUUCGUGCGCUUGAAGACGAGAAGAGAGCUCGCUUAGGUUUGCAAGAAGCUGUUCAACACAGUCUUAUCAAGCCUUACGACGUUGUCUAUACUCCCGCAAAUACUUUUGUUGCAGCAUUCCACUUCACCGUUGCACUGCUCCCUGCCGGACCUCUGCUUAUUACGCAUCCCCCACUGUGGUACAAGCCUGAGCUCGUGAAGACUGACAAGGAGUUGGAGGACGAAGAGCUGAAGGCUUUGUUAACGAAAUCACUGAGGGAGAGCAAGAAGAACAAGAAAAAGGCCAAGGCUGAGGCUGAGGCCGCUGAUGGAGCAGAGUCGAAGUGAACCAAAAGAAGUCUCAACAGGCCAUUAUUAUUGAAACAUAUAUAACAAACCGAGAGACUUGACGCUCACGGACCUGAUUGUAUUAUCCGUCGCCAGUGGGGAUGUAAGAACAGAGUACUACUACAAAUGAUGAAAUGGUGAUUUGGCCAGCGGUGUUCCACUGUUCCAGUCGAAAAGUCAAAAAUGUCUAUUUUAUAUGAAUCAUUGGCGUGCGUGUUGCUCUGCUUCUUCUCCAAACUCUCCUAUUGUCCGAACCACCAGGUCUAACUUCUCGAGGAAGCCGUUUAUCGUGAGUCUCGCCAGCCGGAUGGUCAGCGUCUUGAAUGUCACGACCAGUUGAUCGCCAUCGACGCUUAGAUCGCGUUUCACGGCGUGGGGCUGCAGCUCAGCAUCAACAUCAAUGACCUGCUUUGCGAUGGUGGCAUGCUUGGUGCUUGCAAAGGGAACGCGGACGGUCAAUGUAUGCCAUGUCGAAUCAUCGGUGGACAUGAUGACGGUUUCAAUUACGAAACCUUC